Messenger RNA from Petromyzon marinus (sea lamprey), 2655 nucleotides. The record is from RefSeq and is a predicted model, not a curated record. NCBI's taxonomy places the organism in Eukaryota, Metazoa, Chordata, Hyperoartia, Petromyzontiformes, Petromyzontidae.
ACGGGGGCGGUAAGGAUGAACGCAUUGAGUCCCAGUGCACUGCUGUGAUUGCUGCAUUUUCCCUCUCGGUUGUCCUCCGCACGAAGUUGUGGUGCCAGUUCUUUAGAACUGAAAACUAAUUUAUUUAGAACAGUUUUUUUUUUACGUGUGUUUAGUUUGUUGUCCUUUCCCCCGGCACCUCCCGAUUAGCACGAUUGGCUACGCACGGUGCGAACGAGGUUCAGCGUACACGCGCACUUAACUGUCUAAACUUUGCUGAAAGCCAUGUCCAGCCUUGCGAGCACGGCGCUCUGCAGCAGCACCCCGUGGCUGCUGCUUCUGCUGCUGCUCCUGUUGCCUGCAAUUGCGCCAGCGUUUGCUCAAGUACCCAGCAGCAACUACACAUGCGCCUUGGACAUACGGUUCGCCGAACACCAAGUCUUCAAGGCAACGAUUGGCAUCCCUGUGAAUCCAUCAAUCCUUUGUCGUGGAAGUCAAAUAACACAAAUUAUCAAGGAUGUUCAGAUGACUUGUAACCCUGGUGCUGCAGAUGGAAACUCAAUCAUUAAAAUGGAACAAAAUCCAGAGAGCCUGGACUCUUUAAGAUAUAAAUUGGAUUGUGGCAAACGAUUAGAAGAUUCUGAACUGAAUCAUGCAGAUAUGUUUGUUCUCUCCACAACACCGCUGAUGAGUAAUCCACGCAAUGUACACUGUGACUACCACUUGCACGUGUGUCACGGUGAAGAAAAAAUGUCGUGGGAUUUUCACGUUGCAUUGCCAAGUUUUAAACUAAAACUAUUGUGCAAUACUAUGUUACAACCAUCCGUGAGCAGAUAUUGUGACAAUAAAGAAAAUCCAACCAAGCUAAACAUGACUUACAAGAAUCCAGAUCUGUAUUUUUGCGGAUGGAAUUUAGUGUGCCCAAUGGAUGUGGCGGGACCUGAUCCCACCCCUUCCAACAAAAAAAACAGCGGUUGCGUUGUAGGCACUGAAAUGGCAUGCGGUGCUCUUAAACUCCACCCUGGCUGCAUUGCUCCAUUCAUCAUCUUCCUCUACAUUCUAGUCCAGUCGGGUUAACUGGCUGCAGCAACAUCUGCAUUACAAGGUCAGCAAAGAUUACCUACUGUGCUGCUCGGUAUGUGUGUCCAUAAAUGUGUCUUGAUGUGCAUUUCCAAGUGUCCAGAUUACAUUUUUAUAUACUCUGAGAAGACGAAACAACAUUUCAAUGUACAAUUGUAAUCCUACGUCACAGAGGUCCAAUAACAGAAUGUUCCAAAUUUAAUACAUUCUUUGACUCUUUUGACCCACCACUAUUAAUUUGAAAAGUUAACAAACUCACGAUCAUACAAACCAUAUCACAAUAUAAUUAUGUAUUCCGUGUGCAUAAAGGCAGAGUGUGGAUGUCAAUAAUUGAUGGCAGUGUGAAAUGUAAAGUUCAGAUGACGUUAUGGGUGGGAUGACAGCUAAGCAUGGUGCACGGACUGAUACAUCCAAGGUGGCAGCUACAACAUAACGGGUACGGAGGAUUAAAACUGGUGCCUCAAUUUGAGACCGACAAUUCAUGAGCUUAGGGUGGUGUUUAUCAAACCUUAUCGGCCCGUGGACCACUCAGCACCACCCAGCCCCACCACACGGGAUGACGAAACACAUUCACUUCUCUCUCUAAAUACCAGUCAUAAAAAAUCAUUCACAUUACUGGAACAUAAAAAAAAUGUAACGCAGUUAUAAUUCGAUUUUUAUAGUGGGGGGCAUUUCGAUAUUAGGGUUAGGGUAGUUUAAUCAGGGUAGUUUACGUAACUUCAUUUUUGUGGGUUUAACGGUGAUCUGAAACAAAUCGACUUGGCUACUCCUGAAGCAGUCGAAUGGAUAUAAAUAUUUAAUGAAUAUAAAAUGUCGACACCAAUUUGUAAUCUGUUGCAAUCUCCAACAAUGCCAUACGAAAGAAGAAGAAGAAGUGGGUAUAACAGAAAAGCUGGUCACCCCACCCUUUACCGAGUAGCUCAUGCCUGAGCACGAUCUGUUACGAGUCUUGGGAUGCUUUCAGAUGAGGUCAUGCUUAGCGUUAUACCUCACCACGCUGGUCAAUGUGCCUGAGGUCAAAGGCCAGCGACCCUUGACCCCAACUCAAUUACGACGAGACACAAAGCCAGUCCUCGAAAGGACGGAUUAAAAUGGAAACGACAUACGCCUGCCUACCGACUACGAGACAAGGAACUGCGAAUCAUAAGAGGUCAACAUCCGUAGCCUGAGAUCCAACAUCAGAGAACUCGCUUACUUGUGCAAGGAUAAAUAACCCACAAUUGUCAUCGUGGUGGAAAUAUUCCUGGACCCAACGGUUCAAGACGGAGUGGACUGGAUUGCAAUAACCAGUUACACCACGUGCUGCUGAAGAGAUAGAGCUGCCUCAACUGGAGGGGGCAUCGCAGUGUACUGCCUACAAGGAGUUGCCAUCCAUCAUGACUACCAAUGAGAUCCAACAGACAUGGAACUUAUGUGACUCACAGUGACUCUACGUUCCCAGAAGCUACUCAUAGGAGCUGUAUACAGACCACCCAGUGAAAACAAUGACACAUUUGACGACCUGAACACUGAAACCCUGUCAAAAAUAACAGAGUUUGAUGCAUAUUCCAUCAUGCUGGUGUGAGACCUCAAUGUCCAUCAUGAAGACUGGCUAGG